AUGUUUUUCUAUUUAACUCCCCACAUUAUCACAUUAUACUUUGCUCUCAUACAUACCUCAAGUAAAAUGGAGCCAUGGAAGGACCUGAGCGGGAAAGUAGUGAUGGUGACAGGGGCAUCCUCCGGGAUAGGGCUAGAGUUCUGUCUCGACUUGGCCAAAGCCGGUUGCAGCAUAAUUGCUGCUGCUCGUCGUAUUGACAGGCUGGACUCUCUCUGCAACGACAUUAAUUCAGAGGGUAUUCGGCGAGCAUUUGCCCUUGAGCUUGAUGUCAUGUCCAAUGGUGCUACCAUUGAGGGCGCUGUACAAAGAGCUUGGGAUGCCUUUGGACGUAUCAAUGUCUUGAUUAACAAUGCUGGCAUUAGAGGUAGUGUUAGCUCUCCACUAGAAUUGGCAGAGGAGGAAUGGGAACAUACCUUCAAGACGAAUCUCAAAGGGGCAUGGUUGCUGUCCAAAUAUGUUUUUAGACGCAUGCGCGAUGCCAAACAGGGCGGAGGAUCUGUUAUUAAUAUCUCUUCAGUUUCUGGUCUGAAUAGAGUACUAGUACCCGGGGGUCUUGCUUACGCUUCUUCAAAGAUGGCUCUUGACAUGCUCACUAGGAUGAUGGCACUUGAAUUGGGAGUAUACAAUAUCAGAGUGAACUCAAUAGCACCAGGAGUUUUCAAAUCUCAUAUAACAGAGAGCCUUCUGCAAAAGGAAGGGUUCAAUAAUGUUAUUUUGCGAACCGUUCCUCUGAGAUAUCUUGGAAUGACAGAUCCGGCAUUAACAUCACUCGUUAAGUAUUUGAUCCAUGAUUCUUCAGAAUAUGUAUCUGGUAAUAUUUUCAUUGUUGACAGCGGAGGUACCUUAACAGGUGUCCCAAUUUUCUCAUCACUCUAGAACAAAGGCAAAUUCAUGAUUUAAGUUUGACAAGUUCAACCAAAGCCGAAUUAAGGUUUUCUAGAAUAGCGGCCUCAAUUUAAGAUACAAUAAUAGUA
Molecule: messenger RNA, 974 nt
Organism: Solanum stenotomum
Lineage: Eukaryota; Viridiplantae; Streptophyta; Magnoliopsida; Solanales; Solanaceae
Exons: 3
Coding region: 1-876 (291 amino acids)
Molecular function (GO): oxidoreductase activity
Source: RefSeq, a predicted model, not a curated record